GGCACACAGCCGCGCGCGGGCUGCAGAGCCCAGAACCAGCCCUGCAAAAUGCACUUAGGACCCCCGCGGCUGGAAGAAUGAGCUUGUCCUUCCUCUUCCUGCUCUUCCUCAGCCACCUGAUCCUCAGCGCCUGGGCUCAAGGGGAGAAGCGCCUCGCACCCAAAGGGCAACCCGGACCGGCUGCCACCGGUAGGAACGCCGGAGGAGCCAGCAGCAGCCGGAGCAGCAGUAGCACGAAGUCUUCCUCUUCUUCCUCUGCCUCCUCCUCCCCCGGGGCUUCUCUGGGCAGUCAAGGAAGUGGCUUGGAGCAGAGCAGUUUCCAGUGGAGCCCCUCGGGGCGCCGGACCGGCAGCCUCUACUGCAGAGUGGGCAUCGGUUUCCAUCUGCAGAUCUACCCGGAUGGCAAAGUCAAUGGCUCCCACGAAGCCAAUACGUUAAGUAUUUUGGAAAUAUUUGCUGUGUCUCAGGGGAUUGUAGGAAUACGAGGAGUUUUCAGCAACAAAUUUUUAGCGAUGUCAAAAAAAGGAAAACUCCAUGCAAGUGCCAAAUUUACAGAUGACUGCAAGUUCAGGGAGCGAUUUCAAGAAAACAGCUAUAAUACCUAUGCCUCAGCAAUACACAGAACUGAAAAAACGGGGCGGGAGUGGUACGUGGCCCUGAAUAAGAGAGGGAAAGCUAAACGGGGCUGCAGUCCCCGUGUUAAACCUCAGCACAUCUCUACCCACUUUCUGCCAAGAUUCAAGCAAUCAGAGCAGCCAGAACUUUCUUUCACAGUUACUGCUCCUGAAAAGAAAAAGCCACCUAAUCCCAUCAAGCCAAAGGUUCCCCUUUCCGCACCUCGGAGAAGUCCCAACACAGUGAAAUACAGACUCAAGUUUCGCUUUGGAUGAUAUUCAUCUUGGCCUUGUGAGAAACCACACCUUCCCCUCAGGAGUUUCUGUAGGUGUCUUUGCGGUCUGAAGACAACUUUUUGGACACAGCUUCAGUUACACUACACUGUACUGAAGUCAGGACAUUUGUUUCAGUUUGGCUGAAACAAAAAUGUCUCCCGAUAGGAACUAAACUGGAAUUCUUUGUACCAAUAUAGGGAGUUCACUGCUUUAGUUCAGUAUGACAUAAAGCCUUUUGCUUUAUGUUUGGUGCAUACUGGGACUCCGUUUCCAGAAAGUUAAAUGGUAGGGAUUAUGUAUUUUUCUGACUUUUACAGAUCAACCUGAAAAAGCAUACGAUACAUUUUUAUUUUUGGUUUCCAAAGACUAUUUUGAUGCAGAUAAAAGUAUUUUAUUAACGUUUGUUUUUUGUUUUUU
Messenger RNA from Balaenoptera acutorostrata (minke whale), 1307 nucleotides. RefSeq names its product fibroblast growth factor 5 (gene FGF5). The record is from RefSeq and is a predicted model, not a curated record. Gene Ontology annotation, molecular function: growth factor activity; fibroblast growth factor receptor binding. Gene Ontology annotation, biological process: regulation of cell migration; positive regulation of gene expression; fibroblast growth factor receptor signaling pathway. The coding region runs from base 78 to 890 and encodes 270 amino acids. Gene Ontology annotation, cellular component: cytoplasm. The transcript has 3 exons. NCBI's taxonomy places the organism in Eukaryota, Metazoa, Chordata, Mammalia, Artiodactyla, Balaenopteridae.